Hydatigera taeniaeformis is the source of this 1695-nucleotide messenger RNA. The record is from the annotation of a GenBank genome assembly. Lineage: Eukaryota; Metazoa; Platyhelminthes; Cestoda; Cyclophyllidea; Taeniidae.
AUGACUUUAUCAAGGGAACAAAGGUAUGACCGGCAGUUGCGUCUGUGGGGCGAUCGAGGUCAAGAGAAGUUGGGCACUGCAAAUGUAUGCGUAUUAGGGGCGAAUGCAGUUGGAUCUGAGCUGCUUAAAAACUUGGUAUUACCUGGUAUCGGUGGAUUCACCAUCGUGGACGAUGCCAUUGUCACGAAACGAGACUUAGGCAGCAAGUUCCCCAGAGCACAGGUUGUCACAGAAUGGCUUUCCGAAAUGAACACUGAGGUCCGUGGCAAAUUCCUGGUUGAGAACCUCGAUAAUUUAAUUGAAAACGAUCCUAACUUCUUUUUGGAAUUUGACGCUAUAGUCUAUACGAACAUUCUUGAAAGCCAGCUUCUUCGAAUUAGUAGGAUCGUUUCUCAAGUCCACAUACCCAUCAUUAUCUGCGUCAGCGUUGGGUUUAUUGGCCUCCUCCGUGUCUCUGUGCAAGAACAUGCAAUUAUCGAGUCACAUCCCGAUUCGAUCAAACCCGAUUUUCGACUUGACAACCCCCCAGACGCUUUUGUUCGUUUGGCUAACGAUCCUGAAAACGAUUUGGAUUCCCUUCCUGUCAGUCAGCUCUCCCAAGUGCCAUGGCUAAUUAUUGUAUACAAGUUUCUUUGUCGUUUUCAAAACGAGAACGGUCGCUUUCCAGCAUCAUAUUCAGAUAAGCAAGAAGUUCGCAAACUGAUAACUACUGCUGCUGAUUGCCUUUUGGCACAGUGCCGUUUGCGCGGGGAAAUUUCGGAGCCCAAUUUUGAGCUGCAAAAUUUUCAAGAGGCAGCGAGAGCUGUGAACACAGCUAUCUCUGUAACGGAAAUUCCACCUGAGGUCCUUCAAAUAUUCGAAGAUUGUCGAUGUCAGUGGUGCGGAGGUCCCGAGGACCGGUCGACUCUGGAACGAUCAUCCAAGUCGACGAGCGGUGUAGGAAAUUUAACAAUGUCGUCAUUUUGGAAAAUGGUGGGUGCAUUAAAGCAGUACACAAUGAACGAGGGCGGAGGAAAUUUGCCUCUUCGUGGCGAUCUUCCUGACAUGACCUCCAGUUCGAGUCGUUACCUGAAGCUUCUGGCCACUUAUAGAGAAGCCGCUGAAACAGCUGUGGAACAUCUGGCCUCUCGUCUAUCUCAUAUGGAUGAACUGCGUUUGGAGGACGUGAGGCUUCUGGCUCGCAACGCAGCCUACCUGCGCGUGAUUAAAUGUCGAUCCCUCGAGGAAGAGCUUAAACUCUCACCAGCUCGCUCAGAUGAUCUGCAUUUGAUUCCAGCGCAGGAGGAGAAUGAUGCCAUGUUGUGGUACUUCAUGCUGCGCGGUGCAGCCAGUUUUUACUCCGAGCACGGGAGAUGGCCGGGCAGUCCGUGCGGAGCAUCGACUCCGAAUGUGGCCACCGCUGAGGGCGGCGAUGACCAAUUCUCUCCUCACAUUGUGGAGCUCGACAUGCCUUGUCUGAGGGGUCACGUGAAUCGCGUACUCACGGCCAGUGGAGUAGCUGUGAACCGAGUCUCGGACGACUUUGUGCAUGAGAUGUGUCGCUUUGGAGGCGGUGAAGUUCACUCCAUUGCCGCCUUCAUGGGAGGCAUCGCAGCUCAGGAAGUAAUCAAACUCAUCACCCAUCAAUUCGUGCCCAUCUGUCAGCCUCUUAUUUACAAUGCGAUUACCCAAAGGGUGACUCUUCUAGAGUUCUAA